UCUCUCUCAGGAAGUGCUGUUCAUCUGCCCGACUACUUGAACAUCUUCUGAAGGGUCUAUAUGCACAGGCCGCCUCUUGAACUCGAAGCAGAUCAGGGAAUGUGAACAAGUCUCGCCAAUCGAAUCCGACACUGACAUCACCGAACCGGAGUGCGCGACCAUCGCUGCCAGAUAUUCGCCAUGAAGACCGUCAUCAUCGCCCUUGUUCUCGGCACUCUGUGUCUCGCUCAGGCUCAUCCUGUUAACGACCCAUUCUCUGAUCCGGAUCAUGAAUAUCGUCUUGGAUCGCUAUGGCAUUCGGAAGACUCGGCAGGCUUUGCGCAUCACGCCAACAUUAUUUCUUGGGACGGGGAUGGUCCUGCAGUCUGGCAAUGGAUGAGGGGCAAAACGGGAGGUUUGGCUGGAUGGCUAAAUCCGUGGCAAGAAGGUAUCGUCAACAUUAUGAUCGAAGAGGAUAGGAACAUCAGCAUCUCGCAUCGCCUCUCCGCUUUCCCUACUGAACUCGCCCCCGAAAAGUCGUACCCUCUGACCGGCAUCUUGCAGAAUAUCACCGCCUUUCCGCAGCUCGCCACCUCUGGAGGUAAUUCUUCGGUCGAUCCAAUGUACGCUUGCGAUACUUUGAUAUCGUCACGCGACCAGCCGACCUUGAUCGCACCCCAGGAUCCCAAGGUGUCGAGACCGAAGAGGAUCGCCUUGGUCAUUCGCGGUCAUUGUUCCUUUUCCCAUAAGGUUCGGGUUGCCGAGGCGAGAGGUGCCCAUGCUGUAUUGGUGGCUGACGACGUCAAGCGAGAAGGAGAGAUGGAUGAAGAAGGGCGGGAGCGGGACGGGUUAUUGACGAUGUACUCGCCAGACGAUACGAGUGAUAUUACCAUCCCGUCGUCCUUCAUUUCGCGGGCCUCGUUCCUGCUCAUCCGGGACCUACACAAAGACCUCGAGUCCAGCGGAAGGCUGCAUGGAUUAGAAGUCGAAAUCAAACCGGACGAAGGGCCGCUUACAGAUAUGCUCAUGUUCGUGAUGCUACUACCGGCAUUUGUGACAAUCAUGUCCCUGCUCGUAGGCAGAUACCGAGAUAUGAGGCUCGCUGAAGCGGAACGAGCGCCGCCUACAGUGGUCUUGUCUCUGCCCGAGACCAUUUGGACACCUGAAGAGUGGGAGAAGGAGGAUACACCCCCACCAACCGCCAAGGCGAAAUUGCAACCCGCAGGCGAAAUAGAUCAGGACACGUCUCUCAAUACGUUGGAAGCUCAAUCAAACCUCGUUCAGCCAGUUCCCAUUCCCGGCGGCGCAGGGAAAUCCCACGGCGAUAAUGAUGAGCAGGGUAGUAAUCUAGAAUUCCUCGGACCAGCCUCCUCGCCUCCUCGCGCUUCGACAUCCGCUUCUCCUGAACCUGCUCAGGUCGUCCCGGCUCCCCUCAGGAAGUACAGGAAGAAGUUCUUCCACGGCGACGAAUGCUCGAUCUGCCUGAACAGGUUCGAGCGCGGAGAUCACGUUCGGAUUUUGCCUUGUGGACAUCUUUUCCACAAGAUCGAGGUGGACAGUUGGCUCUUGGAGUGGAAGAAGCUGUGCCCCGUUUGUAGAAUGGACGUAACACAACCUCUGACCGAGGCCGCCCUCUCUGCCUCCGCUUCGACCAUGACAACGCCGCUUGGAUCCGCCAAUGCUGCCCCUGAGAUCGCAGCUCGAGCAGGGCUGCGCGGACGUUAUGCACGUCUACGGGGAUAUCUUCCCUUUGGUCGCAUGUUCGGCUGGUUGGAAGAGGGAGUGGUUACAGGCAACGAAGGCGAGGACGGUCGAGAGCUAGCUCAUCGCAUCGAAGAGGAGCCAACAGAGAGGACGUCUCUCUUGGAAGUGUCACGAUAGCAUGAUCAAAUAGCGUUGUAUGCGAGCAUUCUCUUUGUAUCACUGUUGUGUUUUGGCCGAUAUAGGCGUAUCCUUUAGUCUCCACUAUACCACUCAUCGCACGUUG
Molecule: messenger RNA, 1966 nt
Organism: Filobasidium floriforme
Lineage: Eukaryota; Fungi; Basidiomycota; Tremellomycetes; Filobasidiales; Filobasidiaceae
Exons: 7
Coding region: 181-1860 (559 amino acids)
Source: RefSeq, a predicted model, not a curated record